Molecule: messenger RNA, 1547 nt
Organism: Phaethon lepturus (White-tailed tropicbird)
Lineage: Eukaryota; Metazoa; Chordata; Aves; Phaethontiformes; Phaethontidae
Product: sarcoplasmic/endoplasmic reticulum calcium ATPase 3
Exons: 11
Biological process (GO): intracellular calcium ion homeostasis; calcium ion transmembrane transport
Cellular component (GO): membrane
Molecular function (GO): ATP hydrolysis activity; ATP binding; P-type calcium transporter activity
Source: RefSeq, a predicted model, not a curated record
GUGAUCAAGCGGCUGAUGAGGAAGGAGUGCACCCUGGAGUUCUCCCGUGACCGCAAGUCCAUGUCGGUGUACUGCACGCCCACCGGCCCUGGCCACAACUCCGCCGGCAGCAAGAUGUUCGUCAAGGGCGCCCCGGAAAGCGUGAUCGAGCGCUGCACCCACGUCCGCGUGGGCACUGCCAGGGUCCCACUGACGGCCCCAGUGCGGGAGAAGAUCCUGGGCAGGAUCCGGGACUGGGGCAUGGGCAUCGACACGCUGCGCUGCCUGGCCCUGGCCACCCAUGACGCGCCCGUCCGCAGGGAGACCAUGCAGCUGCACGACUCAGCCGCCUUCGUCCACUACGAGAACAACCUGACCUUCGUGGGCUGUGUGGGGAUGCUGGACCCUCCCCGCAAGGAGGUCACCUCCUCCAUCGAGAUGUGCCGCAAGGCCGGCAUCCGCGUCAUCAUGAUCACCGGCGACAACAAGGGCACGCGCCCCCCGGAGGCGCAGCGGCAGGCGUGCCGCGAUGCCCGAUGCUUUGCCCGCGUGGAGCCGGCGCACAAGUCCCGCAUCGUUGAGUACCUCCAGUCCUUCCAUGAGAUCACCGCCAUGACUGGCGACGGCGUCAACGACGCUCCAGCCCUGAAGAAAGCGGAGAUUGGCAUCGCCAUGGGGUCGGGCACGGCUGUCGCCAAGUCAGCCGCUGAGAUGGUGCUCUCCGACGACAACUUCUCCACCAUCGUGUCAGCCGUCGAGGAGGGCAGGGCCAUUUACAACAACAUGAAGCAGUUCAUCCGCUAUCUCAUCUCCUCCAACGUCGGGGAGGUCGUUUGCAUCUUCCUGACGGCCAUCCUGGGCUUGCCCGAGGCCCUCAUCCCCGUGCAGCUGCUGUGGGUGAACCUGGUGACGGACGGGCUGCCGGCCACUGCGCUGGGCUUCAACCCCCCCGACCUGGACAUCAUGGACAAGCUGCCCCGUAACCCCAAGGAGCCCCUCAUCAGCGGCUGGCUCUUCUUCCGCUACCUGGCCAUCGGAGUGUACGUGGGCCUGGCCACGGUGGGCGCAGCGACCUGGUGGUUCCUGUAUGAUGCCGAGGGACCGCAGGUCUCCUUCCAUCAGCUGAGGAACUUCAUGAGGUGCACCGAGGACAAUCCCAUCUUUGAAGGAAUUGACUGUGAGAUCUUCGAGUCCCGAUACCCGACCACGAUGGCUCUGUCCGCGCUGGUGACAAUCGAAAUGUGCAAUGCCCUGAACAGUGUCUCUGAGAACCAGUCACUGCUGCGGAUGCCACCGUGGCUCAACAUCUGGCUGCUGGGGGCCAUCGUCAUGUCCAUGGCUCUGCACUUCCUCAUCCUCUACGUCAAGCCCAUGCCUCUCAUCUUCCAGGUAACCCCCCUGAGCUGGCCACAGUGGGUGGUUGUAAUGAAAAUCUCCCUGCCCGUUAUCCUGCUGGACGAAGGACUCAAGUACCUUUCCCGCAACCACCUGGACGGCAUUCUCAGGACGGUAAGACACAUGUGGAGCAGGGAGCACCAGUUGAAAACCUGCAGGACUCCAGAGCAAGG